AUGUCAAGGGCGCUGGCAUCUGCAUCGCGCCUCAAACCUCAGAUUCGACUCUCGCAAGCCAUUGCCGAGUUCCAAGCGGAUCUGCCCAUCGAUCAAAAGAUCGAAUUUGAUAAACAUACAAGCCGCGCGUGCAAUGCUCCUCCCAGUACCAAUGAUGUCAUGCACUUGACUGCAGAAAUCGACCAACAGCUCUCUAGGAAGCACCGUCGAUGCCUUGGGACGCGAACUACGAGCUUUCUGCAAUCUGUCCAGCAGUUUGCAGGUCUUGGAGAUAUCAUUGUGGGAGGCUCACAGAAUAUGAUUGCCUGUGGUGUUUGGACGUUGGUUCGGAUGUCGCUGCUCAUGAUUCUCAGCUUUUCAUACUACUUUGAAAAAUUGUCUAAUAUUUUUAUGGCAAUCGGCCGCUCCGCACCGCGUUAUGAGAAACUGGCCCUUUUGUAUCCUCGAUCUGAUAGUCUGCGGUCAUGCUUAUAUGAAUACUUCAUCGUGGCUGUUCACUUGUGUCACCACAUCGUGAAUUUCACCAAAAAGUCUGCGUUUGGGAAGCUCGGCACAACGCUGAACGACCCGAAGUUGCAGGACUAUCAGUCACAGCUUGAGUCAUGGGCCAAGGAGAUCAAGGACGAGGUUAACUACCUCCUGGCGCAAAGAAUUGAGGAACAAGCUGAUGCCCAUACAAAAAUCUUGUCAGCAAAGUUCCGGAAGUCAAGUUCCCAUCAGCGUCGGAUGAAGGAAUAUCUUCGUGCCCUCAAGUUUUGCUCAACGUAUGACCACCUCACGCCAUGGAAGCAAACACGAAAGGCAGGGCGUACAUCCUUGUUUUGCCAAUGCCCCGAAUUUAUGCAGUGGAAGAACCGAAAAUCUUCAGGAACUCUGAUCCUGACCGGGCCUCUCGGAUCAGGAAAAUCUGUCCUGUUGGCCAACAUGGUUGAUUACCUCAACCUGAGUUUCCAGGGGAAGGACAGUUCUGUGAUAUUCUUCUUUUGCCGACAUGACCUCCCGGAAAGUUUACAACGACGAGUAAUAGUGGGCUCGCUGACGCGACAACUGCUAGAACAAGCCUCUGGACUGCCAGAAAAGUUGGGCGAUUGGGAGUUACCCGAGAAUGGUGAAUGGGAAUUAAUGCAUCGCCUGCUGAAAAUGGCGCUUCCGUCCACUUUCAAAGCCUGCUUGAUCAUCGAUGGCCUAGACGAGUGCUCUGCCACGGUACGGACAAGUGUGAUUGAAGAUCUCCGGCAUUUGCAAGACAGCUUCUCGAUAUUAAUUUGUGUUUCUCUGCGACAAAAGCCUAGAAACCCGCUUACUGUCGACCAGGAGUGGAAAUUUUUAGCCUCGAUCGUGAUUGCAGCGGUGCCUGAUAAUUCGACCGAUAUCGAAUCUUUCAUCGAGGAGGAGCUAGAAGCCCGCAUGGAAUCUGGAAGGCUAACUAUCGGAGACCCGGCUAUAAUUCUCGAAAUAGAAGACAGGUUACUGCAGGGGUCACAGGGAAUGUUUCUUUGGGUAGCUCUGCAAAUUGACAGUCUAUGCGCUAUGGACACCGAUGAGGCCAUCCGCCGCGCAUUGGCUGAUCUUCCUCCCGGACCUGCUUCCUACCGAAGAAGCAUUUUCGAGGUUAUUGCAUCCGCUCAUCAUCCCUUAACUCUCGAAGAAUUGCGGGAAGCCCUGAGUGUGAUCCCGGGCGAUACAACCUGGAACCCAUCGCGACUUCUUAACAAUAUUUUUGAUGCAUUGACCUGCUGUGGAAGCCUUCUGACACUCGACGAGGAGGGAUUGACCGUGAGACUCGUACACAGCUGUGUCAAGCAGUUCUUGAUCGACUCCCAAAGCCCAGCGGACUGGAGAUUUACGAUCGCUACAGCACACAGGCGCAUGGCCGAUAUAAUUAUCACCUAUCUGAACUAUGGUGUCUUUGAGACACAGCUCUCGAAACGGCCAGCCACACCCAAUUUAAGAGUGGAAUCAACACCAACAGCCAUCAUUCAAUCGACUCUUGGAUUUUCAAGUACGGCUAAGGAUAUUGCGGUCAAGUUACUUAAAUCCCGGAAAAAGCCUGGCUUUGACAUGGGCAAAGUCCUAGCGGAAAUGAAUGUUCUUCCACAGAACGAACCCGAGAACCAGUUCAGUUUUCUCUCUUAUGCAAGGACCCACUGUCUGUUUCACGUCAGCCUGACCGCGAAAGAACCACAAGAGAAACAUUUGCUACUCCGAUUGCUGCAUCGCAACAUUCUGGAUCUCGAAGCCGAGGAUACGAGGCAGCCUAUUCUGCUUUGGGCAGCUGAACAUGGCCAAGAAGAAAUUUUCCAGCUUCUACGUCAGCACGCAAAUUGGGCUAAUUUGAAUACAGCCGGCCCUGACGGGCGUACGCCACUGCACCGGGCAGCUCUGUUCGGCAAUGAAGUCGCAGUCAGGCACUUGCUCUCGCAUGAGGCCUUGGACGCAAAUAUGUGUGAUGAGAACGGCUGGACACCGCUGAACACAGCAAUUCGAUUUGCACCCGAGGCAGUGUGCAAAGCAUUGAUUGAGUGUGAAAAGGUCGACACCAAUAAAAAAGAUAGUUCCGGCCAGACGCCAUUGCAUGUUGCUGCUGGGCAUACCGGGACCGAAAAGAUCGUCGAGAUGCUACUUGAACGGAAAUCGACCGACCCCAGUAAAUUUGAUCCAGAAGGACGUUCGUCGCUAUACAAAGCAUUUGAAAAUCGCAACAUGGGCGUGGUUAAGGCGAUGCUGGAGUCUCGAAGGGUGCCUCCUUCACCGACAGGAUGGGGAAAUGCGAGAAACGCCCUUCACGAUGCGGCAAGGCUUGGAGAUGCAACUGUCACCAGACUCUUGCUAGGCUUCCAGGAAAUUAGCCCGAACAAAAAGGCCAUUGAUCUUAUAACACCUUUACAAGAGGCAAUUGAUCAUGAUGCUGAAGAAGUGGCCAUGAUUCUGAUUGAUUGUGAGGAUACUGAUGUCAAUGUGAAAGGACUCGACAGCCAGACCCCAUUGCACAGGGCUGUCGGGCAUGGAUCUGAAACGAUUGCCCUUCGUCUCUUGGAGACUGGGAGAGUUAAUGCCAAUAUUGAAAGCUCAAGCGGGAGCACAGCUCUGCAUAUGGCCGCUGCGAAGGGCCUUAUCAAGGUUGUCAAACGCAUGCUUGAACUCGAGGGCGUUGAUCCGAAUCACACAAACAAAAAAGGGAUUACUCCACUUCAUCUUGCCUUCAAACAUAAUCAGCACGCUGUUGCUAGAAUCUUGGUGAACUCACCGAGAGUCAAUCCGAAUAUUGAAGACUAUUACGGCAAAAUGCCACUCGAGUACAGUGCCUUACGACUCUCGACACCCAUAAUGCGGCUCCUUUUCAAUUCCGGGGAAAUGUGGCAAAUAGGUGCUAAUGUUGAUCUCAAUUGGACGAACGAUCACGGCCAGAACGUACUGCAGCGAGCCAUCGCAUGCAAGCCAAAAUCUGAGACAUUGGACCUGCUGCUACAGUUGUCUGAUGUUGAUGCUAGCCAUACUGAUCAGGAUGGUCGAACAGCUUUGCACACGGCUGUUAUAUAUGGAAAUGGAAUCGAAUUCCUACUUGACUCAGAGAGAUUUGAUGCUGUUUUGGAUUGGAGGGAUUGCAAUGGACAUACCCCUCAGGAUCUGGCAGAGACUUCGGGAAAUCCACGGAUUGUUCGGGCGAUUUCUUCAGACAACGCAGCUGCAAGGGCACAUAUAAGAGCACAUGCGAAACUGAAUAUCCAGAAGACGUUCUGUCUCUUAGAUCUUUGA
Molecule: messenger RNA, 3756 nt
Organism: Penicillium canariense
Lineage: Eukaryota; Fungi; Ascomycota; Eurotiomycetes; Eurotiales; Aspergillaceae
Exons: 3
Coding region: 1-3756 (1251 amino acids)
Molecular function (GO): protein binding
Source: RefSeq, a predicted model, not a curated record